Molecule: messenger RNA, 1552 nt
Organism: Olea europaea var. sylvestris
Lineage: Eukaryota; Viridiplantae; Streptophyta; Magnoliopsida; Lamiales; Oleaceae
Product: protein transport protein Sec24-like At3g07100
Exons: 7
Coding region: 16-1212 (398 amino acids)
Biological process (GO): COPII-coated vesicle cargo loading; intracellular protein transport; endoplasmic reticulum to Golgi vesicle-mediated transport
Cellular component (GO): endoplasmic reticulum exit site; COPII vesicle coat
Molecular function (GO): SNARE binding; zinc ion binding
Source: RefSeq, a predicted model, not a curated record
AAUUAUCAUCUUGUAAUGCUUUGUUUAGGAACGCUGGCAAAAUAUACUGGUGGUCAGGUUUAUUAUUAUCCAAGUUUCCAGUCUACCAUUCAUGGAGAUAAGUUGAGACAUGAGUUAACCAGAGAUCUUACAAGAGAGACUGCAUGGGAGGCUGUCAUGCGCAUAAGAUGUGGAAAAGGUGUUCGUUUUAUGUCUUAUCAUGGAAAUUUUAUGCUAAGAUCCACGGACUUAAUUGCGCUUCCAGCUGUUGACUGUGAUAAAGCCUAUGCAGCACAGCUAUCUCUUGAAGAGACGCUACUGACAACUCAGUCAGUGUAUUUUCAAGUUGCCUUAUUAUAUACAUCAUCUUCUGGAGAAAGACGAAUUAGAGUGCAUACUGCAGAAGCUCCAGUAGUUGCAGAUCUAGGAGAAAUGUAUCGUCUGGCCGAUAUUGGGGCCAUUGUUUCUUUAUUUUCCAGGCUAGCAAUUGAAAAAACUUUGUCCUACAAACUGGAAGAGGCUCGGAAUGCCGUUCAGCUUCGGAUUGUCAAAGCCCUCAGAGAAUAUCGAAAGCUUUAUGCUGUCCAGCAUCGUUUGAGUGGAAGGAUGAUAUACCCAGAAUCACUGAAAUUCUUACCCUUGUAUGGAUUAGCGUUAUGUAAAUCAAGACCCCUCCAAGGUGGUUAUGCUGAUGCUCAGCUUGACGAACGCUGUGCAGCUGGCUUUACCAUGAUGGCUUUACCUGUGAAAAAUUUGCUGAAACUUCUCUAUCCCAGCCUGAUUCGUGUUGAUGACCAUCUUUUAAAAGCAUCUUCUCAGACUGAAGAAUUUCCCAACAUUUUGAAGAAGAGGCUGCCACUUACUGCAGGGAGCUUAGAUACCAGUGGCCUUUAUAUUUAUGAUGAUGGGUUCCGGUUUGUCAUAUGGUUUGGCAUGUCACUUUCACCUAGCAUAGCCAGAAAUUUGCUGGGGGAAGAUUUUUCUGCAGACUACUCUAUGGUUACCCUUUUGGAGCGUGACAAUGAAAUGUCAAGAAAGCUAAAGAGGAUACUUGAAAAAUUAAGAGAGAGUGACCCAGCAUAUUAUCAACUAUGUCAUCUUGUGAGGCAAGGCGAGCAGCCCCGAGAAAACUUCUUUUUACUUACAAAUUUAGUGGAAGACCAGAUCAGCGGUGCUAGUAGCUAUACUGACUGGGUUCUACAACUACACCAACAAGUCCAACAGAAAGCGUAACAUACUGUUUCACGAUCCUGACGAAUCUAUCAACAGCCGCCAGUGACAGUCAAUUAAGAAUUUUGAAGCAAAUUUUAGCUGCUCAUCAAUUUCCAGAUGGUUGGGUAUCACAGUAAGAAAGCUUUGUGGAGCAAAUAAGUUAUUUGUUCAUGGUGAGACUGCAUAAUUCAUGUACAAUUUAUUGGCGAAUCGACAAAGUCUGGUGUGUGCUCUUGGAAUGUCCAUAUCUAUGAAGGUUCUCUGGGUUUUAACUGGAAGGAGAUUCAAGGAGGCAGUUGUUCCAAGGUCUGAGGAUAAAGUGUUCAAGUUGAAAUGAAAAAUAUAUAGUUUUAUUUUCUAU